UAUCAUCACAUGGAUUCACAUUGGAACUUGAAACCACUGUUUGUUAUAUAUGCAUACAUGAAUUGCAGUGAUUCAGAAGAAUCAGAUGAUGAACAUAUCAAUAUCAUGCAUGCCCCAAACUGAAAGUGCUUUUCAUUUCAUUCAGCUACAGGGCCGGCAGAAACAGAGAAACGUUUCGCAAUUCAUAUGCAGAUGAAGGCCAUGUUUCGUCUAUGCAUGAUCGAAAAGCACAAAGAGAGAGUAGAAGUUUGAUUUCCAUUUGAUUUGAGGGUUAAGUAAGAAACUGAUAAAACACAAUAACACCAAAGCAAACACAAAUGGAAUGUUACAUUCUCAUCAUCCCAAGAUUCUCCACAGCCUCAACUCAAAGGUUGUCUGCAGAUUUUCUUGACACUGAGAAUUUGAGUAGCGGCCAAGAAAAAGUGGCUUGAUUCGGUGCGGUGUGGUCCGCAUGUCAGCAAUCCCCUGAGAAUCUGAGAUUCAGUCAUGCGCAGCUUCGAUUGUAAUUCAGUUCCUCAGUGCGACUGAUGAAAAGAAAAAGAUGGCUUUUUAGUAGUUAAAAAGGUCAACUGCCCCGCAUAUGCAUUCAUGCACCAGCAUUUCAGUACGGAAAAUCCAACAGAAAAAAAGUAAAAUCUCUGUUUGCACAAUUGUUGUCGCAGUCGCAGGUUGCUUGAAACAUGUCUAACCAGACGACCAAAUCUUAUCUCAGAGCUUCAGCUUCUUCCAGAGCAAAGGGGUCUCCGACUGCUGCGAGACCGGCAAGAGCAAAGUCGGUGUCCCCAGAUGUGAAUUCAGAGAGUUCGAGUAGUACGAGGAGAGCUCUUCAGCUCAGCAACAAGCCGAAAUCUGGGGAGUUGGUGUUGGGAUCUCAGAAAAGCAAGGAACUUGAGGAGAUUAAGGUUGUGGCUCGGACCCGAAAUCGCCAGGCCGCCGAGCAGUUCUCGAGAACGCGGCGGCUGAGGGCGGUGGAAUCCAAUUCCAAGAGAGAUGCUCUGAAUGAAGACGACCCACAUGGGAAAAACAGAGAAUUGCAGGAAAAGCUGGAGAUGAGUGAGAGUUUGAUCGCCGGGCUGCGGGCAGAGGUGGUGGCGCUGAAGGCGGAGCUGGAUAAGACUCAAGGUUUUAACAUGGAGCUGCAGUCGCAGAACGAAAGCCUCUCUCGGAAUCUCGCCGCUGCUAAGGCAAAGAUUUCAGCCUCUCCCUCUCCUGAACAGAGGGAGACAAAUGGAGAGUACCAGAGCCCUAAGUUCAAAGACCUUCAGAAACUCAUUGCCAACAAAUUAGAACGCUCAGUAGUUCAGAAAGAUGCAGUCAAUGAAACAAGUCCUCCUGUUAAAGCACCACCUCCUCCGCCACCAAAAUCUGCAAUUCCUAGAGUUUCCGCCACCCAAUGCGGACCACCACCACCACCCCCACCUCCACCAUCACUUCGGCUCCGACCCCCGCCCCCACCCCCACCCCAGUCCUCUGUGAGAGCAACUGGCGGUACCACUCAGAAGGCUCCAGCACUCGUAGAAUUUUAUCACUCGCUGAGGAAGCAAGAGGUGAAGAGGGAUUCUCCGGAAUCUCGAAACCAUCUUAAACCGGCAGCUACUAGUGCACAUAAUAGCAUUGUCGGAGAAAUUCAAAACCGUUCAGCACAUCUUUUAGCUAUAAAAGCAGACGUUCAAACAAAAGGAGAGUUCAUCAAUGACCUUAUCCAGAAAGUGCUGGCUGCAGCAUAUACCGAUAUAGAAGAUGUCCUAAUGUUUGUGGAUUGGCUUGAUGUUGAACUCUCAUCUUUGGCAGAUGAACGGGCUGUCCUAAAGCAUUUCAAGUGGCCUGAGAGGAAAGCUGAUGCCAUGCGAGAAGCUGCAAUUGAAUAUCGUGACCUUAAACUGUUAGAAAGUGAGAUUUCUUGUUAUAAGGAUGACACUGACAUUCCAUGUGCAGCUGCCUUGAAGAAGAUGGCUGGCUUAUUAGACAAGUCCGAGCGAAGCAUACAACAGUUAAUUAAGUUAAGAAAUUCAGUUAUGCGUUCUUAUCAGGAAUUGAAAAUCCCAACUGAUUGGAUGCUCGAUUCAGGGAUUGUGAGUAAGAUGGUGCAGAUAAAGCGGGCUUCCAUGAAUCUGGCUAAUAUUUACAUGAAGAGAGUGACGUUGGAGCUUGAAUCCAUUCGGAAUUCAGAUAGAGAGUCAAGUCAAGAAUCUCUUCUGCUUCAGGGUGUGCAUUUUGCAUAUAGGGCUCACCAGUUUGCCGGGGGUCUCGACUCUGAAACGUUAUGUGCUUUCGAAGAAAUAAGGCAGCGAGUACCGGGACACUUAGGAGGCUCCCGAGAGCUAUUGGCAGGCAUAGCAUCUUCCUAACAAACUACAAUGAGAGACUUGUUGCAGCCUGUACUACUGUAAUUAAAGUUAAAGGAUUAAUUAACUACCUUUCUCUUCUGUUA
Pyrus x bretschneideri (Chinese white pear) is the source of this 2431-nucleotide messenger RNA. RefSeq names its product protein CHUP1, chloroplastic. The transcript is spliced from 8 exons. The coding region runs from base 681 to 2348 and encodes 555 amino acids. Gene Ontology annotation, cellular component: chloroplast outer membrane. The record is from RefSeq and is a predicted model, not a curated record. NCBI's taxonomy places the organism in Eukaryota, Viridiplantae, Streptophyta, Magnoliopsida, Rosales, Rosaceae. Gene Ontology annotation, biological process: chloroplast organization.